AUGACAGUUUCACUCUCUUCACACAUCAUCAUCAUCACUGCCUUCAUAUUCCUGUUUUUAACAGUUGUCGACGGCCUCGGCUCUUCGUCGACGGCUGCGGUCGUCUACGGAAACCGUGCCGUAUGUGGCAUUGUUGCCGGUGAGCCCACACAGAGGAUACAAUGCUACCAAAACAACCAAAUCAUCUCAGUUCAGCCCAAAGUUUCCUUCCAAGGAAUCUCCGGCGGCAGCAGCUUCUUCUGUGGCCUCAGGCGCGGCGGCUUCAGCCUGCUCUGCUGGGACACCGGCUCAUCGAGCUCCAGUUUUCGACCGAAGCGCAUUUACUACAGCGACACCGUCGGUUUGACUGAUCUGACGGUGGGCGAUGAUCACGUUUGCGCGAGAGAGGUCGACACCGGCGUUGUUAGGUGCUGGAGAGGAAGAAAAUCUGAUCAUGAUGGUGAUCUGUUUGCUUCGCCUGGGGAAGCGUUGAAGUUUAGUAAGAUUUCAUGUGGGAAUGGUUUUGCGUGUGGGGUUUUGAAGUAUGGUAGCAGAGUCAAGUGUUGGGGUAAUAGAAGAGUUGAUGUUCAAAAUGAGAUUCAGUCUGGGUUUGGAAAUCUGUCCAUGUCAAGCUUAGUCGCUGGAGAGUCUCACGCUUGUGGGUUGACCACAAAUGGCAGUUUAGUCUGCAAAGGGAACAACGAUUCCGGGCAAUUAGACGUGCCUAAUUAUUCAAGUUCUUCAGCUUAUAACGAGUUUUCUAGUCUUGCAUUAGGUGCAAGUUUCACUUGCGCAAUUAGGAGAAGGAAUGGAUUGGUUUCAUGCUGGGGAGACAAAAAGAGAUUUCAAUCCUAUGUUGAUGUUAUUGGCAAUGUGUCAUUUGAGUUUAUCGUCGCGGGAUUGGAUUUCGCAUGCGGGUUGAUAACGAGUAAUCUAUCUUUGACUUGUUGGGGACCCGGGUGGUCUAACGCCAAUAAAAGUUAUGAUCAUGAUCUUCCAAUUGGAAUGGUCAUUCCUGGCCCGUGCGUUGAAUAUUCAUGCGGUACUUGCGGCAUUUACCCUGAUUCGGAGACUCUUUGCCAUGGUUCGGGACAUAUUUGCAAAUUGUGCCAAAUUGAGCAACCAUUUGCUGCUCCACUCCCUCCAACAGAUGACAGUACUACUCCGUCUCCAUUGCAACCUGCUUCUCGGGCGUCAACAACCAAGAGGAGGCUUUUAAUGGCAUUUGUGAUUGUUGGAUUAGUAGGUUGUUUCAUAGGCUUUUGGAGCAUUGGCUUUUUUCUAUGGACUCGUUUUUCGAGCAAGGCAAUUGAACCCAACACUGCUCCGGAGCCUAAUUUAGAUGCCGAUGUCAAGAAUGCGUUAAGUUCUUCCACCGAGCCAAAUUUUCGAACAGUUGGUCGGCAAAGAAGCGGGUCCUCCAAACCCGAGACAUUCUCGUUGUCGGUACUCGCCACUGCGACUAACAACUUCUCGCUGGAGAACAAGAUUGGCUUCGGAAGCUUUGGGGUCGUCUACAGAGGCAAACUCGACGACGGCCGAGAAGUCGCCAUAAAAAGAGGACAACUACAAACCAUCUUUCAGGAGAAAGAAAGCGCUUUCGACUCAGAACUCGCUCUGUUGUCUCGGCUUCACCACAAGCAUUUGGUGUCGUUGGUGGGUUUCUGCGAGGAAAACGACGAGAGGCUCCUUGUCUACGACUACAUGAUCAACGGCUCUCUUCACAGCCACUUGCACGACAAGAACAACAUCAGUACUAUCUUGAGUUCUUGGACAAUGAGGAUCAAAAUAGCGUUGGAUGCAGCGAGAGGAAUUGAGUAUCUCCACAACUACGCGGUUCCGCCGAUAAUUCAUCGCGACAUAAAGUCGUCGAACAUACUUUUGGACGCGUCCUGGACGGCCAAAGUCUCCGAUUUCGGGUUGUCAUUAGUCGGUCCUGAAUUAGGCCAACGUGGGAAAUAUGUCACGGCCAAAGCGGUCGGUACAGUCGGUUACAUAGACCCGGAGUACUAUGUCUUGAACGUUUUGACUACAAAGAGUGAUGUGUAUGGGCUUGGUGUGGUGAUGUUGGAGCUUUUGACGGGGAAGAGGGCGGUGUUCAAGUGUGAAGAGGACGACGGUAUUGGCGUGACUAGCGUCGUCGAGUACGCGGGGCGGUACUUAUUAUCGGAACGGGGCGAGGUGGUGAAGAUGGUUCUAGAUAAGAGGGUAGGCUUGCCGGAGGCGAAUGAGGCUGAGGCUGUUGAAGUUUUGGCUCACACUGCUAUGAGUUGUGUGAGCCUUGAAGGGAAGGAAAGGCCCGGUAUGGCAGAUAUCGUGGCCAACUUGGAGAGUGCUUUCUUGCUUUGCCAGGACAACUCUGGUUGCUAG
This is a messenger RNA of Morus notabilis, 2349 nucleotides long. RefSeq names its product putative serine/threonine-protein kinase-like protein CCR3. Gene Ontology annotation, molecular function: protein serine/threonine kinase activity; ATP binding. NCBI's taxonomy places the organism in Eukaryota, Viridiplantae, Streptophyta, Magnoliopsida, Rosales, Moraceae. The transcript has a single exon. The record is from RefSeq and is a predicted model, not a curated record. Gene Ontology annotation, biological process: protein phosphorylation. The coding region runs from base 1 to 2349 and encodes 782 amino acids.